UCCUAAAUGAUUGUGUUGUGAUGAGUGUUGUGGGCAGGGCACCUGAGGAAUAACCUAUCUUUAUUGUUAUUAUUUAAAAGUGCUCAAAAUAUGAAAUUUUAAGUGCAAUUAAUUGUUAAAAAUGUGGAAAAUUUAUUUAUCAUCAAUUUCUGUAUGUGUGUUGUCGUUUUAUGUUGUUGCACAAUACGAGUGGCAGAGUCGAGAUGCCUUCGACGAAAUUCGAUUACAAAUGGACAAAGUCAAUAAGGAUAACUGCCCAAUUCAACACUUGGGAGAUUUGUAUUUGCCGGAAGAUUCCGUUUCUCAUAAGCCUGAUAUAAAGGACGUUAAUAUAAAUCCAAUCUUUCCCAAUAGGACGAUGCUUUUACAUGUACACAAUAUAGCACGUAGCAGGGCUUUCUUUUGGAGUUACAUUCUACAAAGUCGUUUUAUUCGACCUGCUAUUAAUGAUACGUACGACCCUGGAAUGAUGUACUACUUUCUGUCCACAGUUGCAGAUGUUUCAUCAAAUAAACAUGUGAAUACUAGUGCAAUCUACUUUUCACCAAAUACUUCUUAUUCAUCAUCAUAUCUUGGUUUCUUCAACAAAACCUUCCCCAGAUUUGCCCCUCGAACAUACAGAGCAGAUGAUUUCAACGAUCCCAUUCAUUUGGAGAGAAUAUCGACACUGAACACAUUCAUUGUGCAGGACUUGGGAGCUGUUCCGGUUGAUACUAGUUACGAUUACAGUUCGGAUUAUUAUCGCAUAAAUGAAUGGUAUAAGCUUUGGCUACCUGAUGUGGUAUCAGAGCGUCAUGACACAAAGACCACAUAUCAAGUGGAAAUUCGCUAUGCUAAUAACACAAAUGAAACAUUUACAUUCCAUGGUCCUAGAGAUUCGGACGAAGUGCCUGGACCUGUAAAAUGGACAAGGCCAUAUUUUGACUGUGGUCGCUCUAACAGGUGGCUUGUUGCUGCUGUUUCACCGAUCGCUGACAUCUACCCACGACAUACUGGUUUUAGACAUAUUGAAUAUCCAACGUACACUGCGGUUUCAGUUGUUGAAAUGGAGUUUGACAGAAUAGAUAUUAAUCAGUGCCCGAAAAGUCUUGGCAAUGAUGGACCAAACAUAUUUGCAGAUACAGCCCGUUGUAAAAAAGAAACAACUGAGUGUGAACCAAUUCACGGAUGGGGUUUUCGAAGAGGGGGUUAUCAAUGUCGAUGUAACCCAGGGUAUCGUUUGCCUUUCCAAGUUAGGAGGCCUUAUCUGGGAGAAAUUGUAGAAAGAGCAACUUCAGAACAGUAUUAUAAUGAAUUUAAUUGCCAUAAAAUUGGAUGGGUGCAAAAAACCCUGGUGCAACUCAGUCGAGCACCACCAGUUUUGAGAGACAUCGCUAUGCAAACGUACUCUGAAUACAAAAAUUAUACUGUGGGACCUGAUUCUGUGCGCGCUUCACACUUGAAUAUUCACAGAGUGUUAGACUUUAUUUUAGGAUUAAACCCUGAAAACUGUAGAAAACUUGCACCUCAACAAUUAAUAUUGAUUGGUGGCUACAGUUUUGGUGCAGAAGAGUUUUUUGAAAAUGAAGCAAAAAUGGCAUUACGUCUAGCCAAUUUUAUAAGUGCAUUCCUUCAGAUUGCAGAUCCAAAAGAAGUCUUCUCCGGUAAGCGAGUUACUGAUAAGCCAUUAACAGAGGAUCAAAUGAUUGCCGAAACUCUGUCAAUUGUAAUGGGCAACAGUCGUAUUUGGUCAGCUGGUACUUACUGGGACCGAAAUAAAUUUACCAAUCGCACUUUCUUUGCUCCAUUCGCAUACAAAACACAGUUAAAUACAAGGAAGUUUUUUGUAGAGGAUUUAGCUAGGUUAAAUAAGUCAGAUGAGUUAUACAUAAAUGAAGAAUGGUAUCAAUUUUUAAAGCAGAGGUGGUCCACAAAUUUCGAUAGCUUAGAGAAGUACUACAUGAAAAUAAAGAUUCGUUUCAACGAAACUGGGGAGACAAUGAAAAAAUAUGAGCAUUAUCCAAACUUCUAUAGAGCUGCUACUUUAAAACACGGUUAUUGGGGAAAUCCUUACUACGAUUGCUAUGGAAAGGUUCCAAUGUGGAAAGUUCCAUAUGCAGCACCUUUUUUCGGAUGGGACUCUUUGAAGGCGAGAUUAGAAUUUAAGGGUGUUGUGGCGGUUACAAUGGAUCUGACAAAAUUAGAUAUAAACCAAUGCCCAGACAAAGCAUAUGUUCCAAAUGCAUUUAAGGGGACAAAUAAAUGUGAUAAGAAAAGUUCAUAUUGUGUUCCGAUCUUGGGACGAGGAUAUGAAACGGGAGGUUACAAGUGUGAAUGCAAACAAGGCUAUGAAUAUCCUUUUGAAGAUCAAAUAACCUAUUACGACGGACAGUUGGUGGAAGGAGAGUUUAUUAAUUUAGUUGAUAAUAAUAAAACCAGGUUUCAUACGUAUCAGUGUCGUAUCGCUGCCGGAAGUACUACCUAUGUGAAUUUUAUGACACUUUUUGUUAUGACAUGUCUUUCACUUCUUCAAAUCUAAAAACUCGAACAUUUUUAUCAUGAAAUGCAAUUUUAUAUAAAGUUAAUUACAAAUGAACCGUCCAAAUUUUUCUGCAUAAUUAAAUGCAGCAAUAAAAUGACAUGAAGAUAUAAAUUUAACUGAGACUGAUUUUUAUUUGUCUAUGGCAAUGUUUAGCUUUAUCAAAUCUCCAAAUAAAAAAUAUGUCGGCAUUAAACAGGUACGGUUGGCACAUUUUGCUUGUGACACGCGCACAUGGAAAUAAGCUAGAUAAUAUAAGGAAGAGGUGACAUGGGCACAAAUGAUCAAAAUCAUAAGUUGUUGAUUCCAAUUUAUUUUGUUAAUAAUUUUACUCAUUAAAUGUUUAAUUAUAGAUUUUACCUAAGUUACCAUCUGAAAAUUAAUUGACACACAAAGUGUAUCUGUUUAGGGUGUAAGCAGGAGUAUUUUUAAUUUAUAAGUGUGCCUUUUGAUAUUAAUUAUUGUAAGAGUGCUGAAAGUGUAUCUUAUUUUCCGUCCAUUUUUCUAUUUUAUCUCUAUACAAUUUUUUUAUAUAAUGUACAAUUAGAUUUUAUAGUAGAUACUUAUUGUUCAUAUUUUGUAUGUUCUAAUAAAAGUAAAUAAUAGAA
Messenger RNA from Photinus pyralis (common eastern firefly), 3126 nucleotides. RefSeq lists its product as uncharacterized. Bases 122 to 2518 code for a protein of 798 amino acids. The record is from RefSeq and is a predicted model, not a curated record. Lineage: Eukaryota; Metazoa; Arthropoda; Insecta; Coleoptera; Lampyridae. The transcript is spliced from 8 exons.